Molecule: messenger RNA, 2098 nt
Organism: Bursaphelenchus xylophilus (pine wood nematode)
Lineage: Eukaryota; Metazoa; Nematoda; Chromadorea; Rhabditida; Aphelenchoididae
Source: the annotation of a GenBank genome assembly
AUGGCUGACAGUCCUCGAAAACCUCAGGAUCUUAUUCAAAUUAAGUUCGAAUUCGAUGCGAAAGGUUCGGUCAAAGGUAUGACAUAGUACUAGACAUCUGAUAUGCUUUUAUCGUACAAUCAGACAACAAUUAUGUAGUAGCCCGUAGACGAUGUAGUCGACUUGUUACAUAAAUGGGCAGCCUCCCUCCCGCCACAUCCCCUCCCAAAUAAUCGCCUCCGGUCUUAUAAUUCGUGCUUUUUUCCGCGUAGAAUGCCGUCCCGUCGAUGGCUCUUAUCUCUCGCCCUCAGGGCUGGUUGGCUGAUCCAAAUCUCAGUCUGGAUUCUCAUUUCUUGAAGUCUCCAAAGUCUUUUUACGCUUACAUUUUUACUCGAUUGCUACCUUUACACUACUUUCAGACACAAUGAAAACCCAAAACGAAGAUCUGAAGGCAUGGAGAUACAAAUACUUUGGAAUCUUACUACUUACCCUGCAACAGGCCAGGUAAUUCUAUCUUUCGUAGGAAUUUAGACCCUUUUUUGGUAUUACUUUUUACCCUAGCAUUACAUAACUUAAUAUUUUUUCUUACAGUAUGCCUUUGAUGGCCCGUUCUGCCCGUUAUCGAAGUGAAAAUGAGGUGUUCUUCUCAACGGUAAAUGUAUUCCUGAUGGAUGUCAUCAAACUGUGUCUCUGUUCGCUCGUUUUGAUUGUGAAUGAAGGAUCCAUUGCCAAAUUUGUGAGAGAUGUGAAAGAAUCCGUGUUCGGGAAUCCCGUAGAGACCAUGAAGAUCUGCGUUCCCUCCUUGAUCUACACCCUUCAAAACAAUCUUUAUUACAUCGCUUUAUCCAAUUUGGAAUCAACUACUUUCUGUGUGGGUCUACUACAAUAUUCAUUGAUUAAUUGAAUAAUUUUAAUUGUUCUAGAUCACUUACCAGAUGAAGAUCUUGACCACAGCCAUCAUGCUCCGCUUCGUUCUCUCCAAACAACUCUCCAAUAUGCAAUGGCUGGCUUUAGUCAUCCUGAUUGCUGGUGUCACCGAUGUUCAGAUGCAAUAUCAACCUCCUGCUGACAAUUCCAAGGUCGAACAGAGGCCCUUCGUCGGAUUUGUGGCUGUGAUGACCAUGUGUUUCACCUCGGCUUUUGCUGGAGUCUACAUGGAGAAGGUGUUGAAGCAAUCCUCGGCCUCGGUGUGGAUGCAGAACAUCCGCUUGGCCUUAUUUGGAAUGGUUUUGAGCACUUUGUCUAUCUUGUAUCAAGAUCUGGAUGGCAUCAGAGAAUGUGAGGGGUCUUUAUUUACAGGGAAUUACCCCAAGGGCGACUCUCAGAUUUUGAUGAAAAUUGGCACAAAUUUAGAUUCAUUUUUUCUUUGACACAUACGAGGCUUCAAGCUCGCGCUUUGCAGAAACAAGCGUAUUUUUAGGUUUGCGAGUUUUGGCAUAAAACGCGUCGUACUCCUUUUGUCAGAGAGAAUUUUAUUACAAAAAAUCAACUUUUUCCGGAUGAAACUGGCAAAGAUAUGGGCAAAAAGUUUUAUCUCUGACCAAUCUCCGUGCUUCGCGUACUCUCUCAGAUUUUUCAAUAUCUUGGCAACACCUGAAAAGCGCGAGAUAGAACUUUCAGGAUUGAUAUAUGGCCUAUGCCUGACGUGUGUCAAAAAUUCAAAGAAAAUCAAAGCGCGCACUUCCCUUGUUAGUUAUAUCAUUUUUCAGAUGGAUUCUUCCGAGGUUUUGAUACUCUUGUCUGGAUUAUGACCUUCACCAACAGUGCCGGAGGUCUCUUGAUCUCUAUUGUUAUCAAAUAUGCAGACAAUAUUCUCAAAGCUUAUGCUCAGGUAAUCUCUAUUCGUCCAAGUUAAGUUCUCUUAGUCCAUGGCUAUUGUCGGAGCUGCCCUCGGAUCGUGGAUCCUAUUCGAUUUCAUCCCCAACUUCCUCUUCUUGGUCGGCAUGUUGCUGGUUAUGGUGUCAAUUGUAAUGUACACAGUGUUCCCAGCCAAGGCCAAGCCCUAUCAGAAUAUUGUCCAACCAAAUGAGAUCCGUGAGCCCCUCUUCUUUGUGUCCCUUUCUAACAACAAUUAAAUAUUAACCUUUCUCUUUCAGGCGUGUGGAACCAGAAACCCUGA